GACGUAAAUUGAAAAAAAGUCAUUAAUCAAUGUACAGUACAAAUGACCUGGAUUCAAAAUGACAAGCUCUAUAGUGUAUAACAGCGUAUCUGCAGACUUGAAACCAGGAAAGAGGAACACUCCGGAGGCCGUGUUUGUGAGAUAUCCCAAUAAUACCGAUUUUCCGGUCGACACGGUCGUCAGGUACACUCCAAGAGUUUCCCCUGUGAAAAUUUCGUUCGCUCCAGAUACGAACUUUGACUACAGGAAUAAAUCAAAGGUUGCAGAAAAAGUGAAACGAUCCAAUUAUAAUUUUAGACCAGUUUCGGAGAAAAGAAGAAACUCUCUUAAGUUUCAAGCACCUGCCUCAACACUUCCGUCUUCUACUUUUGUGACCACAAACAAGCAGGAUUAUGGAGAUACAACAGAACAUCUGAAACGAUCUCUAAGACCGACCCCAAAAUGGUUCUACAAAAGUCAAACAAGUCUUCAUGAAAUGCGACCUAAUGUAUCGGAAGGACAAGGUCUGGAAUCAAAGGACGUGUCCACGAAUUCCCUCUCCGACUGUGGAAGUAAGAAUUAUGCGCGAUCCCUUGUGUUGUUUCCAUCUCAAGCACGUGCCAAAACUCUGGAUACCUUAGUUACGAAUCCCUCAUCGUAUGAAUACAAGCCAUUAGUGGGUGACAGAAUCAUUCUGAAAGCUCAGCUGUUGAGAGAAGUUCCAAACGACACAGCAGAAAAAGACUCCUGCGCAGAGGGGGUCGGGAAAGUAGACAAUCGAAGAAACACAAGAUUCUCAGAUUCUUUAAACAGAUAUAGUGUUUGUAACUCAGACACCGAAUAUCAAAAGAAAACAAGUAAAUUGUUUUCGAAAACAUCAAAUAAGCCUAACAAUCGCCAGAAAGCCACAUCUGUACAAAAGGUGACCACUGAUAUGGAAAGGACAUACACUAAACAAGCAACAUUAAGAGAUAUGAUUAAGAAGUAA
Saccostrea echinata is the source of this 967-nucleotide messenger RNA. RefSeq lists its product as uncharacterized. The transcript has 2 exons. The coding region runs from base 59 to 967 and encodes 302 amino acids. NCBI's taxonomy places the organism in Eukaryota, Metazoa, Mollusca, Bivalvia, Ostreida, Ostreidae. The record is from RefSeq and is a predicted model, not a curated record.